Messenger RNA from Eruca vesicaria subsp. sativa (arugula), 594 nucleotides. The record is from the annotation of a GenBank genome assembly. NCBI's taxonomy places the organism in Eukaryota, Viridiplantae, Streptophyta, Magnoliopsida, Brassicales, Brassicaceae.
AUGGCACUGCAAAAACGAGAGCAAAAACGACAUCGUUUUUUAUUUAAAGAAUUUCACACGUGGGCCUUAAAACCUAAACUCGAUUUGGGGAAAAAAUUAGGGUUCUUCGUGUCGGAGAGAAACAGAGAGAGAGAUCGAAACAGAGAGAGAGAUCGGGACAGAAAUGGAGAUGUAAAGAGAUAUCGAGAGAGAGAGAGACUGAAAUUGAAGGAGACAGUGAGAGAGAGAGAGAAGAUCCGAGAAGAACAGAAGAUAACACGAAGAGAAGAACUUUGGUCGAGUCCAAAUGAGGUACCAAAACGACCAACAAAACCUAGGAAGAGGAGAACACCAUCAAGUGUGAGCAGUUCGCAGCCAGUACCAGCUGCUGAAUCAGCCUCUGAGUUUCCUGCAGCAUCUAGUGCACCUGAACAAGCUAGCUCAUCAGCUCCGCAAGUGAAUAAAGCCAAACGUGGACGACCACUCAAAAUAACAAAAACUGGUCCGAUUCCAAGAGGUGUGGGAAUACUCCAAUGUCCAUACACGGAUCGAGUUUUCGAGGUCAUAAACAACAGAGCUUAUGAUACAUCAGUUCCUCCAGAACCACCGCAAUAA